AUGAAAGAGGGAGUGCGGCAGCAUAUUUGGGGAAAAGAGAUGUCUGCGACGGUCUUGUCAGCUUUCUACGACAUGGACAUGCUUUAUAAGGACAAGAGCAUGAACAUGAACGCCCUGCACAUUAACAGCAUGCUGGAUAAGAAGGCGGUGGGCUCGCCUGUCAACCCGGGCUCCGGUGGCUCUUUCGCGCCUGGAUUUUUCCGCAGAAACUCCACCAGUAACUUGGAGGCAAUGAACAACGGCAACAAGUAUCCUCUGGGCUCCUACAGCAGCCUGAAGGAGAACACCCCCAGCAGCAACAGCAGCAGCGCCACUGCCCUCAUGAACAAGGAGAACAAGUUCCGUGACCGCGCGUUCAGUGAGAGCACAGAGCGGGGCGUGCUGCAGCCCAAAGCCGGCUCCCAGAUCAACUCCACCCGCUACAAGACAGAGCUGUGUCGGCCUUUCGAGGAGAACGGCUCUUGUAAAUACGGAGAGAAGUGUCAGUUUGCCCACGGUUACCACGAGCUGCGGAGCCUGUCCCGACACCCCAAGUACAAGACAGAGCCCUGCCGCACUUUCCACACCAUCGGCUUCUGUCCCUACGGCCCCCGCUGUCACUUUAUCCACAACGCGGACGAGCGGAGACCUGCUCCCGCGGGUAACGCCAACGCCCAGGCCCCAGAGCCGCGCUGCGGCUACAGCCAGAGGGACAUGCUGCCCCCACAGCUCUUCUCUCAGAGGGACAGACCAAAGCUCCACCACAGCCUCAGCUUCUCUGGCUUCUCCACUCACCACGGGCUCGAGUCUCCGCUGCUCGACAGCCCCACGUCACGCACUCCUCCCCCGCAGAACAGUGCGUCCUCCUCCGCCUCCAGCUUCUACGAGGAGGCGCUGUCUCCCAGCUCAUGCAUCAACAGCGCCUUCCACUUCCCGGGACAGGAGCUCAAAGCGCUGCUGGCGCCUCUGGCCGUGCACACCUCCGCUGCGUACUACGGGAACAUGCCCAACAUGUGCCCUCCAUCCCCGCCUCCCUCCUACAACAUGAGCCACCUGCAGGCGCUGCGCCGCCUCAACGAGUCCCCGGUGUUCUCUCCCCCUUCCUCACCCCCAGACUCGCUCUCUGACCGGGAGAGCUACAGCUCCUCCGGGAGCCUCAGUGGCUCCGAGUCCCCAAGUUUGGACGCGGGGAGGCGUUUGCCAAUCUUCAGCAGGCUGUCGAUUUCUGAUGACUGA
Molecule: messenger RNA, 1215 nt
Organism: Knipowitschia caucasica
Lineage: Eukaryota; Metazoa; Chordata; Actinopteri; Gobiiformes; Gobiidae
Source: the annotation of a GenBank genome assembly